This is a messenger RNA of Numida meleagris (helmeted guineafowl), 2208 nucleotides long. RefSeq names its product outer dense fiber protein 3-like. Gene Ontology annotation, cellular component: cytoskeleton. NCBI's taxonomy places the organism in Eukaryota, Metazoa, Chordata, Aves, Galliformes, Numididae. The record is from RefSeq and is a predicted model, not a curated record.
CACCGGUCCCAAGACUGAGCCUCGGGGCACACUACUCGUGACCGGCCUGCACCCUGACAUAGAACUAUUGAUCACAACCGUUUGGCUGCAACCAGCCAACCAGUUCUUUAUCCACCCAACAGUCCAUCCUUCAAAUCCAUACCUCUCCAAUUUGGAGAGAAGGAUGUGGACACUAGUGCAGAAGUUAUCCACGAAUGUGAAACACGCGCUGCAAUUAAGCAAGGGAGGCGCUGCAUGGGUAGCUGUGGGAGCUCAGCAUGAUCUAAGUGCUAUGGAAUAAGCAUUGGACAUUGUCUUGGUGUCGGCUGGACAGUGUUGAUUUUCGACACGGCUACGGUGCGGCGGGCCGGGAGCGGGGUGCAGGGGAGCAGCGGUUGGUGUGGGGCUGCGGGCCGUGCAGAGCCGUGCAGAGCCGUGCAGAGCCGUGCAGAGCUCGGGCUGCCUCGCAGCGCCAGAAGAGGGCAUUGCACAGCGCACCGCGGUGUGGUGGAAUGAACAGCUGCGCUUGGAACCAGGAACGGGUUUGCCAGCAGUUCCUGUGGAGCGUGGGUGUGCGACUCCUGGCCUGCCUGGACCAGAGUGAGCGAAGAGGAAUUGUCUGGUGCCGCGUACGCGAUCUAGAAUAGAGUUAACAACAAAACUUCUGCUAGACUUAGAUGUAUUUUUGUUACAACCUAAAAAAGAGGGCAACCAAAUCGUAAAGCUGGUGGUUGGAUGCCUAUGCUACAGAGGCAAAGGAAAACCAGGAGGGGCACGGACUUGUUGGAGCUGACAAUUCCCAUGAGUUCUUUACAGGCCUAUGAUGAGAAACGAUGGUCUGAUGAGUCUGGAGAAGAUGUGGGCCAAAAGAAAGAGCCCUCCAAAUGGUCCCAACGGCUGACAUAGGGAUUCCCAUCUACUGUCGUUCAUGGUGACAUGCACUGGAAGGGGAGGCUCUGCCUUCGUAUGCUGGGCAGCUCCUGCUGGAUCUGGGAUCGCGCUGGUAUGGAAAGAACUCCAUCCCCACAGGAGUCACCUGGCCUACUGCACAUGUCCUCAUUCCCAGUAACAGAGCUGUCAUACAGAGCCGUGCAAACCUGUACUGGUCGGUACUGCUGCCUUCUAGCAGUUUUCCACCACGGUUUGUUUCUUCUGUAGCCUGUGGCUUCACAUUCAGCUCAUACUGGAAACACUGUCAGCCAUUAAUUUGCUUGCAUGGAACCCCACGUCCUUUGCUGAUAAUUAACAGUACAACCCCAGUUGUCUUCCACUGGGUCACAAGGCCGAAAAGGCUUGGAGGGCGCGGUUCCAGGCCAGCACAGCAUGUCACAGCACAGAUGACAUCACCCGGAGCCUGUGUGCUGUCACAGUGCAUUCCCAUGACGACGCCGGGCCCUCCCCAAGGACAGCUGGCCGCUGGCUCCAGGCCCCUCAUUUGUGAGCUGCGCUGCCCGCAGUCGCUCGCCGUGCCCUGUGCUCGAGAGCAGCCCCAGCAGCACACAAGCUCAGCCUCAUUGCGCUACUCCUCCAAGGCUCAGAGAGGCUUUGGAGAAACCGACCAGCAUGGACGGAGCCUGGGUGGGGACCUGGAGACCUCACCGCCCACGCGGCCUCAUCUCGGCCCAGUUCCCCAGCCCCGGGCCGCAGUACGCCAUCCCGGCGACAACAGGUUACGCGGGCCACAGCCCCACCAAAGCCCGCGCCCCUGCGUACACGUUCAGAGGGACCAAACCGCCUGCGGCAGAGAGCUGCGGGCCAGGUCCCUGCUACUUUGUGGAGCCCGCCAUGACCAGGAAUGGGAAGUACGUGGCUCCAUGCGCCCACCUCCGGGGACGACCCAAGACAGAGACCACCGUCACCCCCGGACCAAGUGACUACCGCACCGAGGCAGCCAACAGGCACGUCUUCAAGUGCCCACCGGUGCAGUCCAUGGCCUUCCGGCGGCAGCCCUUCCAAACCGACCGCACGCCAGGACCCGGCACCUACACGCUGCCCAGGCUGAUGGGGCCCAACACAGCCUACACAUCGGCCAGCCCCUGCUACUCCAUGAGAGGGAGGAGCCAGCGCGGACGCUUUGACGAGGACCUUGCCAAGACUCCGGGUCCUGCGGCGUUACCCAAGUUGCUGUGGAUGCCUACAAAACCAGGGCGCCCGCGUACACCAUGGGAGCCCGACCGAAACCUGGAGGGGCCAAAUCAGCGAAGCCCGGGCCGGCAGACUACAGCGUAG